CUGAUGCAGCCACCCAUCAGCAUCUUCUGGGAAAGAGUUUUUUUUUUUCUUCUCUCUCUCACACACUCAGAGAGAGAGAGAGAGAGAGAGAGAGUCUGAGAGUUUUCAGUGCUCUGUUUCUUCUCUGUUUUACUGCGCCUUCAAUUUAAUUGGGUUAGAAGUUAGAAGCUACUUUACUGUUUCUGGUUUCCCGAACCGUAUUUUUCUCUAAUUUGGCUAGGUUUCGGUGAUAAGAACGGGAAGUUGCCAAUGGCCACUUCUCUUAGUAGGGACCUCAUCUUCCUGAUCUUGCAGUUCCUCGAUGAAGAAAGGUUCAAGGACACUCUUCACAAGCUAGAGCAAGAAUCAGGAUUUUUCUUUAACCUCAAGUACUUUGAGGAGCUGGUGCUUAGCGGGAACUGGGAUGAGGUCGAGAAGUAUCUUUCUGGGUUCACCAAACUGGAUGAUAACCGGCACUCUAUGAAGAUCUUUUUCGAAAUUCGAAAGCAGAAGUACCUUGAGGCUUUGGACAAGCUGGAUCGCGGCAAGGCCGUCGAUAUUCUCGUGAAGGAUCUGAAAGUUUUUGCUUCUUUAAAUGAAGACCUUUUCAAGGAAAUGACUAUGCUCCUUACUCUGGAUAAUUUUAGGGAAAAUGAUCAACUCUCUAAUUAUAGAGAUACAAAGACAGCAAGAGCAAUCAUGUUUAUUGAGCUCAAGAAGCUUUUCGAGGCAAAUCCGCUUUUCCGUGAGAAAUUGCAGCUCCCUAGCAUAAGAGGUUCAAGGUUAAGGAUGCUUAUCAACCAAAGCUUGAAUUGGCAGCAUUCACUUUGCUCAAAUCCUAGACAGAAUCCUGAUAUAAGAACACUGUUUGUGGAUCACAGCUGUAAAAAUUCCAAUGACUCAUUUGCACAACUUGCUGCAAGCAAUCAGUUGAUAGGUUCCCAACCACAAAUUGAAGGUUUUCUUCCAAUGGCUGCAAAUGGGCCGUUCCAACCUGCAUCCGCACCAUUUCAGACACCUCUCACCACAUGGAUGUCAAAUCCCUCAAUCGUAACUCAUCCAGCAGUUGCUGGAGGUGGUAUUGGUUUUGGUAGUAUAACAAAUCCAGCUGCAAUUUCAAAGGGUCUUGGGGAUUCUGAUGACGUGUACAAAACAAGGUUCUUUGGGGCUUCAGACAGGGUGAUGUUGCCAGUAAUCAAUCCUGUUCCAAAAAAUCACGCCAUGAUGUUUAAUCCAACCGAUGAAUUGCCCAGGACUGUAGCACGAACAUUGAUUCAGGGAUCAGUUCCCACGAGUAUGGAUUUUCAUCCCAGUCAACAGACACUGCUUCUAGUUGGAACCAAUGUGGGGGGCAUAAGUUUGUGGGAAGUUAGUUCAGGGGAGAAGUUGGUUUCAAGACAUUUUCAGGUAUGGAAUAUUGGAGCAAGUACGAUGAUGUUAAAGGCAACUCUAAUCAAAGAUCCAUGUGUCUCAGUUAAGCGUAUAGCGUGGACACUUGAUGGUUCUUUAUUUGGAGUUGCAUACUCUAAGCACAUGAUACAGCUAUAUGCUUAUCAUGGUGGGAAUGACAUUCGCCAACAUUUGGAGAUUGAUGCUCAUGUUGGUAGCGUGAAUGAUCUUGCUUUCUGUUACCCUAAUAAGAAACUCUCUGUUUUAACUUGCGGUGAUGACAAGACCAUCAAGGUGUGGGAUGUGGCUACUGGUGCAAAGUUGUAUAUGUUUGAAGGUCAUGAUGCUCCCAUUCAUUCUGUUUGCCCUCACUGCAAAGAAAAUGUUCAUUUUAUCUUUUCAACAUCAGUGGAUGGAAAGAUAAAAGCAUGGUUAUAUGACAUGAUGGGAUCUAGGGUUGAUUAUGAUGCUCCUGGCCGCUCAUGCACUACAAUGGCUUAUAGUGCUGAUGGAAAAAGGCUUUUCUCAUGUGGAACCAAUAAAGAUGGUGAGUCACACAUUGUUGAGUGGAAUGAAAAUGAAGGUCUUGUGAAGAGAAUCUAUCAAGGAUUUUAUAAACGUUCUCUUGGAGUUGUUCAAUUUGAUACAACCAAGAACCGUUUCUUGGCUGUUGGUGAUGACCAUUCAGUUAAAUUUUGGGAAAUGGAUAACGUCAAUCUUCUGACUACUAUUGAAGCUGAAGGUGGCCUACCAGCAAGUCCACGUAUCCGUUUCAACAAGGAAGGCACGUUAUUGGCUGUUUCUGCAAAUGACAAUAGAAUCAAAAUCUUAGCAACAGUUGAUGGUCUCCGGUUGAUGUGCACUUAUGAAAGUCGUUCUCUUAUUGCAGCAGGAAGUGCAUCUGAGACUGUAACAAAGCAUGAAGAUACAAGAAACUUGGAGGAUGCGAAACCUAAAUUAGCUGAAGAAGUCAACUCAACAAAGAGUUGGAAGCUCACUGAAAUUAGUGAACCUGCUCAGUUUAGGUCAUUGAGGCUCUCAACUUGCGUCAAAUCAGACAAGAUCUCAAGGUUGAUUUAUACUAAUUCAGGUACCGCUAUUUUGGCAUUAGCCACAAACGCCAUCCAUCUACUUUGGAAGUGGCCACGAAAUGACCUUAACUUGAGUGGCAAGGCAACGACCAAGAUUACUCCUCAAUUGGUACAACCACCAUCAGGCAUAACAAUGACCAAUGAUUUAACUGAGGCUAAACCUGAAGAGGCUCUAUCAUGUUUUGCUUUGUCCAAGAAUGAUUCUUAUGUCAUGUCAGCAUCUGGAGGGAAAAUUUCUUUGUUUAACAUGAUGACAUUUAAGACAAUGGCAACUUUCAUGUCUCCACCACCUGCGGCAACAUAUCUUGCUUUCCACCCUCAAGAUAACAAUAUAGUUGCUGUUGGCAUGAAUGACUCCACAAUUCACAUAUAUAAUGUUCGCGUAGAUGAGGUUACGAACAACCUUACAGGUCACUCUAAAAGAAUCACUGGCCUUGCCUUCUCAAAUGUGCUGAAUGUGCUUGUUUCUUCUGGAGCAGAUACUCAGAUUAUCGUGUGGAACUCUGAUAGGUGGGAAAGACAAAACAGCGGUUUCUUGCAGAUUCCGGCUGGGAGGACAUCCACUGCAAUGUUAGACACGCAAGUUCAGUUUCACCAGGAUCAAAUACACCUCCUUGCUAUAAAUGGGACUCAACUUGCCAUAUAUGAAACAAAGAAACUUGAAUGUGUAAAGCAGUGGAUUGUAAAAGAAUCUUCAGCACCAAUCUCGCAUGCAAUAUUCUCUUGUGAUAGCCAAUUAAUCUAUGCAAGCUUUUUAGACGGAACCGUGCGUGUAUUUGGGGCUUUAAAUCUCCAACUACAAUGCCAGAUUAAUCCCACAGCUUAUGUUCCAUUUAAUGUCAGUUCUUCAGUAUCCCCACUUGUGAUUGCUGCACAUCCCCAAGAACCAAACCAGUUUGCCUUAGGACUAACAGAUGGGGGGGUUCAUGUGUUUGAGCCACUUGAAUCUGAAGGCAAAUGGGGUGUGCCCCCACCUGUUGAGGAUGGAUCACCCAGUUGCAUUUCUAUUGCCUCUCCAAUAGCUCCCUCUAGUUUGGAACAACCCUAGAGCUGAUGUACUGCAGUAAACAAUUUGCCUGCCUUUUGUCUAACUUUCAUCAGACUAUUUCUUGAUAUUUGGGUUAAUGUUAGUACCAGCUAUCAGGUUUCUGUAGUUUGCUGUAAGACUUGUUGAAGUUUAUAUAUACAUCUCUUUUGAAUAGAA
Molecule: messenger RNA, 3663 nt
Organism: Alnus glutinosa
Lineage: Eukaryota; Viridiplantae; Streptophyta; Magnoliopsida; Fagales; Betulaceae
Product: topless-related protein 1-like
Exons: 26
Coding region: 250-3507 (1085 amino acids)
Biological process (GO): regulation of DNA-templated transcription
Molecular function (GO): protein binding
Source: RefSeq, a predicted model, not a curated record